Messenger RNA from Rotaria sp. Silwood1, 342 nucleotides. The record is from the annotation of a GenBank genome assembly. NCBI's taxonomy places the organism in Eukaryota, Metazoa, Rotifera, Eurotatoria, Philodinida, Philodinidae.
AUGUUUGCUUCGCCCAACUAUUAUUUUGGUAUUUAUGAAGCUACCUCACUUCCAGAUACAAUAUCUUCAAAAGUAAAAAAUGCCUCAGACAGAAUUUCACAAGUAUUUCGCCAUUGGUUUGAUAAAGAAGGUCUACCAUGGGAUAAUAGUUCUCCUAUCCUGAGUGAUUAUGUUCCGUUUCUGUUCGCGGGUAUUCCAUGUGGUGGCACAUUCUCCGGAGCCGACAGUAUUAAAACACUUGAGCAACGGGAUCGGUAUGAUAGAAUGUUAGGUCACGGGUACGGUGGUAUUGCUGGUGUAAAAUUUGAUCCAUGUUAUCAUCAAGCAUGUGAUACAAUAUAA